CUCGUCACUAAUCAUCUGAGCUGAUUGGCCAGAGCAACAGGAAACGCUUUGCUCUUCCGAUGUUACCAUCCAUGCGAGCUGUGCAUCUAGCUAACCAGCUCCAGGGACAGCCGACUUGAGUUUAAUCGCGUCACGUACGAAGCUGAAGAAGAAACCCCAAUGGUGGCAGCAUGAAGAUCAAGCCCGCUAGAAAGGAGUCGCUGCUCAGAAAGAGAAGGGGAACCACACAACAAGGCGAUUUGCUCAUAGUUAAAACUGAAUCUCAAGUGCAGCUGGAUGAUAAGGAAGCUAACCAGGCUAACAGUAAUGGACUUGAUCCCAACAUCCAGAUCAAAGAGGAGCCUGAUUUGCAUGCCAUCAGCGAGGAGCACAACGGGGACAUAUCAAGCUUAAACAUUAAAGAUGAGCCUGACUCGGAUCCUCAGCCAGAGUGUGAAUUCAGCAAUGCAGCAGUCAAGAGUGAAUCAGAGGCGAGUGUGAAGGAAGAGAAUGAAGGUGAGGAGGCGCGGCACGAGGGGGAGGGUGCAGACAACAUCCAGGAAGACGAGGACGGUGAAGGAGGACAACAAGAGAACCAUAAAGACUCUUCCGCUGAGUUCUUCCCUUGUCCACACUGCACCGUCUCCUUCACCGACUGGGAUUUCUUGGAGAAACAUGUCAAGUGGGUCCACCAGAAGCAGUACCUUGCCACGCUGAAAAAAUGCCUCUCCGGUCGCAAGCUCAACCUCAUCUCCAAGCACACCUGCACCGUCUGCAGUAGCACCUUUAACUCCAAGGUACACCUCCGGGUCCACGUGCGUGAAGCCCAUCCGUCUGCCCCGCCCCGCAGACUCCACCCCUGCCCGACGUGCGCCCGCAGCUUCCAGUACCUGAAGAACCUGAAGAAUCACUGCCAGCGUUGGCACAACAUGUCUGUGGUCACAAGAGGGGGGCAUCUCAGUUGCGCCGACUGCGGGAAGAGCUUCAAAACAACGUGGGGUCAGGGGCCGCAUGUGUGUCAUGAACCCGAGGACACGAAACCUCACGAUAAGCCGGUGUGUCUGGACAUUGGUGUGCAGUGUUCGGAGUGCGGCAAGAAGGUGAGCACACCGCAGAGCUUGGAGGAUCACAUGCGCAUCCACACAGGAGACAGGCCCUUUGUCUGCAAGGAGUGUGGCAGGAGGUUCUCGGAGCGCAGCGGUUGGCGCCAGCACAUGAAGAUCCACACGGGGGAGAAGCCGUACAAAUGCGAGGUCUGCGGGAAGGCCUUUCUGCGCUCACACCACCUCAAAUGCCACUUGACCACUCACUCUGGCAAGAAGGAAUAUUCAUGCUCUCAAUGCGGAAAGCAGUUUGGAUUCAAGUCGAGCCUGGACCUCCACCUGAGGUCUCAUUCCAGUGAGAAACCAUAUCACUGCAACGUGUGUGGCAAGAACUUUAACACCAGCAGAAACCUGAGGGUCCACACUAAACUGCACACCAAUGAGAAAGGCCACCAGUGCGGGGACUGCGGACUGAAAAUUGGGGAUCUCGGGGCUUUAAAAAUACACUUGCGGACACACACAGGGGAAAGGCCGUACCACUGCACAGUGUGUGGCAAAAGGUUCAUUCGCCUCUCACAUCUGAGAAACCACCAGCGCACGCACACCGGCGAGAGGCCCUACAAAUGUACUGAAUGUGACAAGAGCUUCACUCAGUCUGGUGACCUGGUGAAACACAAGAGGAUACACUCAGGGGAAAAACCCUUCGAAUGCCCAGACUGCCACCGUCGCUAUACUUCCUCUGGGGAUCUGGGCAAGCACAUGAGGAGCCACACUAACCUGCGUCCCUACUCAUGCAAAGAAUGUGGGAAAAGCUUUCGUUUGUCAGGGCAUUUAAAGACCCACAUGCUCACCCACACGGGGGAGAAGCCAUACUCCUGCCCUAAAUGCCUUCGCAGGUUUGCUCGCUCUCACCACCUGUCCGGCCACGUCGCCAAAUGCCGUUAAGUCUUUAUGGGAGUGCUGUUUGGAUGCUAAACAAGCAAAACUCCAAGCUGUAAAUAUUAAUGAAUUAUUUAUAUGAAGUUGCUCUAGCUCUCCUGACUCAAACAGUUUUAAUUUAUUUUGGAAAGUGAACUGAGUAUAUGAAUGAGGUUUACAGAAGCAUGGGACUUUUUUUUAAUGCACUAGACUACAACUAGUAUGGUUAUGUCCAAGAUUAUUUGAAUUACUCUUGCAAGAUGUAAUUUUAAAGGACUUCUAAGAAAACUAUGGGGAUGGUCAUUUUGUCAUAUGGGGAGGUUUGAUCCCUGCAUUGAACACUGUAUAAUUCGCAGAAAUGUAAUAAAUUGAUAAAUUAAUGCAUGAACACAAGACAGUGUGCUGUUACCCUGCCUCAAGUCACUAGGAGACAUACUGAUGCCAUGCAGUUUGUUUUUAAAUGAUGUUUUAAAAUAAUGUUGUUAUUCAUUUGUACAAUGUACAAACAACAGGACAACAAUGUCUGGAACACAAACAUAAUAAAUCACAUCCUGUGCAGCCUGCGACCCAAUUCCCAUCCCAACCUCUCUGCAGGACAUUACAUAGUAAUACAAAACAAAUAAAAUUACAAAAAUAGACAAUAAGAAGAAUCAAGUCCAUGGGUAGUGAUUGUGUGAGGACUAUCUGCAGUAAUUAGUAAGAACGAGAACUGUAGUAAGUAAGAACACAACACUGUUUAAGAGAAAAAUGAAGGCAUUGUUAUUUUUAAUAAACACCAAAUACAGCAA
This is a messenger RNA of Myripristis murdjan (pinecone soldierfish), 2728 nucleotides long. Its product is annotated as zinc finger protein 2 homolog. The transcript is spliced from 3 exons. Bases 171 to 1967 code for a protein of 598 amino acids. NCBI's taxonomy places the organism in Eukaryota, Metazoa, Chordata, Actinopteri, Holocentriformes, Holocentridae. Gene Ontology annotation, molecular function: DNA-binding transcription factor activity; RNA polymerase II cis-regulatory region sequence-specific DNA binding. The record is from RefSeq and is a predicted model, not a curated record. Gene Ontology annotation, biological process: regulation of transcription by RNA polymerase II.